AUGGAAUGGAAAUUAAAUUAUUCAUCAUCAUUCGAAUCUAACUUGCAUAUUUCAAUAUCAAAAUCAGGUCCAACUUUUUGUGUUGCCAUUCAAUUAUUUUCAGAUCAAGAUUCUUCCUAUAUUCAUGUGAACCAAAGUUUGAAUUUCAUAACAAAGGAUGAUAUCCUUACCAAUGUCACGUAUAGAAUGUUUUGCUAUUAUCAGAAUGUGAGGAUUUGGGAUUACGAAAAGAAACCAGCUAGUUUUUGCUUUACAAAGAUUAGUUCGACACUUUAUAGGAGAAAUUGUACGGGUGUGGGAAAAGUGAAUGAAAAAUUGGAUGAAAUGAUUGCUAAUGGUGAUUGGAAUUUUACAUUGAGAAAACCAUUUCAACAAUUUUACAUGAAAAUGACAGAUUUGAAUAUUGACAUUCCAUUGAAAUUGGAUAAUUUAACUGGAUUGCAAAUGCAUGUCAUGUUAAUUGAUCAUUGGGCGUAUCCUGAAGAAUUUUAUUUAUCAGCAAUUAAGAAACCCUAUUAUAUUAUACCACUUUUGGUCAACUACACUGAUAAUGAAACCAUUCCUUAUUGGGAUAGUCAAUGUGAUGAUUAUACUUACAGCUCUAGAGCUCAGUAUUUUAUUUGGAAAAUGGCAGCUCUAGUAUUUGGACUCGUUGAAUAUUCUAUAAUGUUUAUUUUGUUAAUUAUUAAGAGAAAACACAGAGUGAUAGAGAGUAGAUUUAUAAUUCCAAUAUUUUCAAUGGGCGUCUAUAUAUUAAGAUGUUUAAUUAAUAUCGCAUUGAAUAUUGCUUAUUAUGAUCCUGAAUUUGAUACAUUGAUUGAACAUUUAGUAAUUGUACUUGUCAUGUCUCUACACAUGUUGCAAGGAAUCAGAUAUUAUUUAAGCCGAUUCUUCUAUUCGAAAUAUUAUUCUAAAAGAGAUAGUGUCAUUAUGAAAAUUUUACUAUCCAAGAUUUCAAUUCUUAUAGAAAUGGUAUUAGUGAUUGUGUGUGAGGUUGCUGUAGUUUCUGUAUUGGUAAUCUAUUCCUUUAAUGAUAUCCCACCAAUAUCUAAUGCACUUGCUGUUUCAUGUUGUGUUGGAUAUUUCAUAUUGCUUAGUAUUGGAGUGAUUGCUCACUUUUGUUCGAAUAUUGAAUUUGUAAAGAAAAUCAAAAGACCAAAACAAAUAUUCAAAUGGUUUUUCAUUCAUGACGAUCCAUUUGGUUACAAUGGUGAAUUUCUCAUCUUGACAUUUCUUUUGAUAGUUGCUGGAAUACACUAUGGAUUAUCAGAAAUUAGUGGUGGAUAUUUGACUUUGGAACCAAUGGAUGGAACUCGACCAAUCAAUCGAAUGUAUUUGAACAACGGAUUUGGAUAUUUCCUGUAUGGAUCUAGUAAGAUUUUACUGACCUUGUCAUAUGGAUUACAGAGCAUCUUUUUAAUUUCCUUGACAUUUAGAAAGGUUGAAACACCAAAAUAUGAUCUCAAGGAACAAAAGGAAGAGAUGGAUUUAUUUCUUUCUAAGGUAUUUCAAGAUGGUACUUCAUGUGUGGAAAUUUUCAAACGAUUUCUCAUUACAGAAUUUAAAAUGGAACUGUUAGAAAUUUAUACCUUUCUUACCAAAUAUCCAAAAUCAACUGUGGAGGAAUAUCUGAAAAUUAGUCCUCAAACAACUCUUUUUGUAAAUACUCAUCUAAGAAAGAGACAAGAUGUCGAUACUUAUCAAGAAGUAUCUAGACAAUUGCUUGAAAUAUUCAAUAGAAUGAAACAAACAAUUGUCUAUGAAGAGGAGUACAUGCGGAGAAAGAAGAAAUCAAUACGUAUUCAAUAG
Molecule: messenger RNA, 1809 nt
Organism: Naegleria gruberi
Lineage: Eukaryota; Heterolobosea; Eutetramitea; Acrasida; Naegleriidae
Exons: 1
Coding region: 1-1809 (602 amino acids)
Source: RefSeq, a predicted model, not a curated record